Molecule: messenger RNA, 5289 nt
Organism: Plasmodium gaboni
Lineage: Eukaryota; Apicomplexa; Aconoidasida; Haemosporida; Plasmodiidae
Exons: 7
Coding region: 1-5289 (1762 amino acids)
Source: RefSeq, a predicted model, not a curated record
AUGAAUUGCUGUAACGAAUUGAAUGUUAUUAAUCUCAUAAUUUCUCUGAUAAAAAAAAAUAAGGUUAAUGAUGAUUUAUUAAGUGUAAAAAAUUUAUAUACGUUAAUAAAAACAAAUAAGGUUCCUAUAUCUUUAAAAUUAUAUAAUGAGAAACAAAAUAUAUUUGUAAGCAUAUGUACUAUUCUGUGUAAUAAAUUAAAAGUAUACUUAUAUAAUAUAUUAUCAAAAAGAAGAGAAGAAGAAAAAGAAGAAGAAAAAGAAGAAGACGAGGAAAAAAAAAAAAAAAAAAAUUUUAUAAAAAAGAAUUCAUUUUUAUGUAAUCAAGAUUAUGUUGUCGAUUAUUCUGUCGAUUAUUCUGUCGAUUAUUCUGUCAAUUAUUCUGUCAAUAAUUCUGUCAAUAAUUCUGUCAAUUAUUCUGUCGAUUAUGAUAUAUGUAAUAAUAUACACAAAUCAUUUGUAACUAUAGAAUUCUUUUUAAAAAAUCUUACCUUGUGUUUUAAACAUAUUAAUGAUAAUAAAGAUAAAGAUAUAGAUAAAAAUAAGGAUGUUAUAUUCCUUACAUGUAUUAAUAAUAUAUCCAUAUUAUUAAAUAUAUAUCAAAAUAAUAAUACGAAGAAUGAUAAAAUAUGUAAUGAACAUUUUUUUCUUAUAAUAAUAAAAUAUAUAAAAUAUUUAUUUGUUCAUAUAUAUAAUAACCAAAAUAUAUUCAAUGAUAAAAAUAAUAAAGAAGUUUUCUAUUCUUGUCUAACAUCUAUAAUUAAAAAUUUAUUAGAAAAUACAAUAAAACAAAAUAAAAAAAUAAAAUAUAAAACCUUAAAGUUAUUUUAUUUAAUACAUCAAAAAAUUCAAGAUAUAUAUAUAAUAGAUAUAUUAUUUAAUAGACUCUCCUUAUAUUUAUUUCUUCUAUAUAAAACGUGUGAACAAUUAACAAAUAUAACCAAUUUUAUACUCAAAAUAUUUGUUAUCUCAUCUAAUCAAAUACUUUUAUAUUAUUAUAAUAAAAAUAAAAUAUUAAAUGACAAUAAAGAAAUCGAUGAAAGUACACCUAACCAUUAUGCUAAUAUUAAUGUGUAUUAUAAAAAAUAUAAAUUCUUCUUACAAGAAAAUAAAAAAAAAAUAUACAACUCUUUAUUAACUUUGGAAGGAAAGCAAAAUGUAGAUAAUAAUGAUAAUACAAAGAAUCUAUGUGUAUAUAUAAAUAAACAAAAUAAUAAAAAUUAUGAGAAUCAUAAAAUACAACAUACACAUAUUAUAGAUAAUAACAACAGCUUGAUACAACAAUACAAUCAUGUAAAUAAAUUAAAUUAUAAUCCACAUAAUUUAUCAAAUAUUUAUUUUUUCUCUUAUUAUAUACUAAUUAAUUAUAAUAAAAAUAUAAAAGAUAUAUUUCCAUUAUGUAGAGUUAUUAUAGAGCAUUACCCUUUUUUAAAUAAAAAUCUUGUACUUAUGAGUUUCAUUUUUAUACUAUCAGAAAUGUUUUAUGAUAAUAAUGAACACUGGUUAUAUCACUUGAAUCUCCUAUAUGAAAAUGGGCUCUCCAAUUAUUUAGAAAACUGUGAUAUAAGUGCAGAUGACGUGCAAAAUGUCACACGUAUGUUGAACGAUCAAAUCAAUGACAAUAGUAAUAAUAAUAAUAAUUGUCAUUAUAAUAAUAAUAAUUGUCAUUAUAAUAAUAAUAAUUGUCAUUAUAAUAAUAAUAAUUGUCAUUAUAAUAAUAAUGAUCAUCAUCCUUAUGAUCACACAUAUAAUCAUAUUAAAAACGUAAAAAUAAAAAUACCACAACAUGAGCACCAAAAAUAUAUCAACCAAAAUAAAUUGGCACCUCUUUAUUAUGACUUAUCUUUUAUUUUUAAUCAUUUAAUAAAAAUGAUAAAAGAAGAUGAUCAAAAUAAUAAUUAUAUUAUCAAUAAUAUAGAAAACUAUUCAGUGGAAUCCUUAAAUUAUUACAUUGAAAAUUAUUAUUUCAAAUAUAUGUUUAAUAUUUUUUUAUUUAAAAAGAAAGAAAAUAAAUAUAUUCUCAAAUAUUUAAAAGGUUAUAUCUAUUAUAGAUAUAUAUUCAACGUGAUAAAUCAUAAUUCAUCUCCUGAACAUUUUAAUAUCUUCAAUUAUAUAUUAGAUUUAUAUAUAGUCUCCAAUUUUAAUUGUAUACAAAAUGAAAACCUUCUUCUUUCAUCAUCUACACAAAAAAAUAUUUUAAGUGACAAUAAUAUUAUAUAUUCUCUAGACUUUUUUGUUCAACCAAAUAAUACAAACAGUUAUGAUAAUCUUAAAGAAAAUGUGCAACUGACUAAUGUGUUUAAUCAAGAGAAUGAAAGGAAAUCAGUGCUUAUCAACGAGGUCAGCAUGUUCUCUCUUCUUUUUAUAGAACAAAAUAUAAUAGACAUCUUCCUAGAUGAUGUUAUUUUAUCCGCCUGGGAUGACCUUGAAAGAAAUAAAAAAAUAAACGAUCAUGCGCAUUAUGAAACAGAUACGUCAAAACAUAUGAACAACAAAUCAUCUUAUAAUUUUAUAAAAAAGUGGUGGGACGAUAAUUACUACUCUGCUGAUAAUAAGGACACAAAUAAAAUAAAAAUGAAAGAUGAUAAAAAAGAUGAUGAAAAAAAUGAUAAAAAAGAUGAUAAAAAAGAUGAUAAAAAAGAUAAUAAAAAAGAUGAUAAAAAAGAUGAUAAAAAAGAUGAUAAAAAAGAUGAUAAAAAAGAUGAUGAAAAAAAUGAAGAAAAAGAGAAAUAUAUAUUAAAAUAUAAAUACUUGCAUUUCCUCAAUUAUUAUUUGGACUCCUUAAUUCUUAUUACCUAUAUCUACCUUCAAAUGAAUAUAAGAAAAAUUAAUAAGGAAUCUAUAAAUUUUGGAGUUUAUUCUAAUUCGGACAUUGACAAUAACAAAAAAAGUGAUACUACUACUAAUAGGAGUGAUAGUACUAAUAACAAAAAAAUAAUAAAUUAUUAUAUUACAGCUAUGCAACACGAUAUAAUGAAACAUAUCUUAAAUGAAUAUUAUCCUAUGCUUAAUAAUUAUUUUAGCUUAGCCAUACUAAUCAAAAGAAUUCACGACAAAAGAAAUAUUAAAAAGGUGAUAGAGAAAAUAAUGCUUUUUCUUAGUUCUAAUAAAGUAAAAAAAAAUUAUAAUAAUUUAAAAAAAGAGAAUAUCCAACACAAUAGAAAUCAUGAAUAUAUGAAAUAUUAUACAACACUUAUAAUUAUUUGUUUAAAUAAAGCUUUCUAUAUAUCAUAUUUAUGUAUGUAUCAUGAUCUAAUAGAAAAAAUCUUCAUCAAAAAUUUUGUUUAUUUACUCUUAAAAAUUAAUAAUGCAUGCACUUAUAAUAAAGAACUAGCCAAAUAUACUAUAAUAAAUAUAUAUUAUUAUAUGAAACAAAACAAAACAAAACAAAAAAUUAAAAAUAUAAAAAAUGACACACAAAUAAAUCAAGUUUAUAAUUAUAAUGUUUAUGAUAAUGAACACAUAAAAGAAAAAAAUAAAUAUAAAAAUAAUAAUAUUUUAUCAACAAAUGAAAUUUCUUAUCCUAUUAAUAAUAUACAGCAACUUCAAAUUAAGCACAUAAUUAAUUAUCAUCAUGAUAUUUUGUCUUCAUAUAUUUAUAAAAAAAUUAUUAAUAUAGAUUCAUUUAAGAAUGCCACAAAAAUAUUACAGUUAACACAGUUCCUAGUUCAAUAUGAUUAUUAUACUUAUAUAUACAAAGAUGUAUGUCUUAAUAUUAUUAAAUAUACUAAGCAAAUUCAUUUUUCUUUUCAAAGUAAAGAAAUUAAAAAUAAUCUAUAUUUCUUAAUCCUGCAGUUGUUUAAUUGCAUUCUUUAUUUAUAUUAUAAAUAUAUUAAUCACAACAGGAUAUAUAUAUCUGAACAAAAUCAAUAUUUUGAAUAUAUAAAAGAAUAUGUCUUAAAGGGAUAUAUCCAUAUAAACCUUCAACAUCUCUAUCAAAAAAUAAAAAAGAAUCAAGAACACCUCGAUUCAUCGAGAAAUACAAAUGAUGUUGUAAUUAAAAAGAUUAAUAAUGAUAAUAUAAACAAACAACUUAAUAAUAAUGAUAAUUCUUAUAUUAUUAAUAAUGUUCAAAAAAAUCAUUCAACUUUAUUCCAACCAAAUGAAGAAGAGAAAAAAAAAUUAUAUUUACAAAAUUAUAUUUUAUUUAAAUUAUAUGAAGAUAUAUUUAAUCAAGAUUAUAAAGAUAUUAUAAACAACGAAAAUAAAAAGAAAACAAAUGAAUAUAAAAUUAAAGAUCUUAUAAAUAAUUAUAUAAAUAACCUAAACAAACAUAUAAAUAAAACAAAAAUUGUUAAUCUACUUAUUGAUGAUGAUUUCUAUGAUUUAAAUGAUCAAUCAAAAAAUAUAAAAUACAAUAACAUAAAUAAUGCUAAAAAUUUAGAUGAUAAUAAUUAUUUUAAUCAUUACAAUCAAAACAAUUCUAUGUCUUAUGAAGACAUUCGAUAUACAACAUCUCACAUAUUUCUAUUUGCAAAGGUUUUUCUGUGCAGUGAUAACUUGUAUUUACGAUUCAGUGCUCAUCUUUGCAUCCUCAGAUGCCUCUAUAUUUUUUCCACCAGACUUUAUGAGCUCUACCCUAAGAUUCAUCAGAUAUGGACAUAUAUGAAGAUAAAUUUUUAUAAAAACUCAUAUAUGAAUGAUAUCCUUGUUUUGAAAAUAAUAAAUUAUAUAAUAACAAUAGAUGACAAAUUUUCAGUGGACAGAAUUAUAAAUGAUAUGUUCCCCCAAAUAUUCGAUAGACUAAAAACAUUCGAAACGAAUAAAGAAAUAUGUAAACAGAGUUAUGAAUACAAAUUUUUACAGACCACCUUACUAUUUUUUUUAAACAUUUCAAGACAAGAACAAUAUUUCGAAAAAACUUAUUCUUAUAUAUUUUUUUUCUCCUUAAAAUGUCUCAAUAAAAUAAUGAAUGAAGAAAUAAGAAAGAUAUCUUUAAAUAUAAUAUGUAAUUUAUAUCUUAAUGAUAUCCCUAAGAUAAAGAAAGGAAUUGAUAGUAUUUUAUGCAUCAAGGAAAGGAUAAAAUUCUUACACGAUGAUAAAAAAUAUAUUACAGAUAAUAUAUUUAUCAAAGAAAAUGUAAAUGAUAUAGAAAUAAUAGAUGGAUUAAAUUCUUUAUCAUGUAUAUUAAAUAUAAUAAAUGUAAAGGAUAUUAUUUCUUUAAUAAUUCAUAUAGAUAUUAGUUCUCUUCAUUUUCUUAUCUUUUAUAUGUCUAUAUUAAAUGAGCAAUAUAAAUAUAAAUGUAGAUUCAAUCAACACACUCUCAUAGUGUUUGAUCAUUUUAAGGAUUAA